Molecule: messenger RNA, 3575 nt
Organism: Osmerus eperlanus (European smelt)
Lineage: Eukaryota; Metazoa; Chordata; Actinopteri; Osmeriformes; Osmeridae
Product: mucin-2
Exons: 2
Coding region: 468-3575 (1035 amino acids)
Biological process (GO): regulation of DNA-templated transcription
Molecular function (GO): DNA-binding transcription factor activity, RNA polymerase II-specific; RNA polymerase II cis-regulatory region sequence-specific DNA binding
Source: RefSeq, a predicted model, not a curated record
CCCACCAGUGACGCAUUUUCCUGUCAUAACAGGAUAUUGAGGAAAAUAAUGGAAGCAAUUGCAAGUAAACGGAUUUGAAAAGAACACAUUUUUAAUACAAAGAAGUUAGAUAGCUACGAGUAUUAGCUCUAACAGUUCCGUCUAGAGUAAACCAAUUUACGUGCGCACUUGAGGUAUUUGACUUCAGAAUUUACGUUUCGCGUGUUACCUGUUCCAUCAUCCUCAUUACAUCAAGAUCAACACAACAUUGUUGUGAGCGUGUUUGAGUGGCGAAUCAAGUUACGCUAUAGUAUUAAUCAUUACAAACGAUGUUACCCUGUUAUUCAGCAAGUGAGCAUUCACUUUUAAUUAUAUUACAUUUUUGGGGUUUUGACCAUUGGAGUUACAUGUAGAAUUCAAACGAACGUUCAAGUUAACAAACAUGUAACAUUUUUGCGUUAAGCUACACUAGUCUACUUAACUUUCUCAUGGAGAUGUCUGCUGAAGACCGAAUGCUGAAGACAGUCGGGGCAGACAUGGAGAAAGAAAAUAUUGUCAGUUUGAGCCUGCAUGAGAAGUGCGCAGCGGUCAAUUCCAUCGAUUCUUUGUCCGACCUUACCUACUUGACCGAUGAUUCCAGUGAUGAGGACUGGGGCGUUCCAGUAGUCAAGGCCUCAGAUCUCUGUGUGUCACCGUCCCCUCUCCAGUGCUUGGAGUGCAACAAGAAAUUCAUCUCCAGCAAGAGGCUAAUCGAACACUCCAAGUUGCAUGACGGCGAGGCCACCUGUAACAUCUGCCAGGUGAUCUUCAGUCGAGCAAUUUCACUGUCCAUCCAUCUGCAGAAUGCACACCAUCCCUCUCUUCUCAGUUGCCAGACCUGCAAAUUGACUUUUAGCAACUUGUGGCAGUUGAACAAACACAUAGGAAUACAUAGGACAACAAGGAUAUCCCCCCAAAACCAAGACGACAACUUGAAAAAUGGUUUUGAUAGACUUGAAGAGGCCUUGCUGAAUAAGCCUGAUAUUGUUGACAUUGUAAAAGAUCAUACAUACAGUCGUUUGAUUAUUAGUGAGGACAAGAUGAAGGACCACUCGUACAACCGCAAGUAUCCAAGCAACGGCAAACCUGACAGCGCUGCUUUGAACCCUGCAGUGAAUGGCAAGCUCAAAUGGGUGCGAGAAGAGUCGGAUGUUACAGACUGGGAUGAAGAACCAGGGUGUUUUGAGUCCAAAGUAAAGACUCAAAGCACAGGGGAGACGGACAGUAGCAUAACUAAGGUCACAGGGAAGCCCAGUCUGACCUCAAGCCCAGGUGACAGCAGCUUGACUUCUGGCACAGAAGACUGUAUUUUGAAUUGCAGCACUUCAAGUACUUCAAGUACUGGUAAGACAGAAACCACUGUGACCACGGAAACCGCGUCUGAGACUGAGAGCUGUCUAAUGAAGAGCCCAAGUGAGAGAGAGAGGGGUAGACGCAGAAGAUUUUGCAGAGUUUCAGAAAUCGUUGGGGAGGGCGAAGAAGAGGAGGAGGAGGAUCAGGAUGAUGACAACCAAGAGGAACAAAAUGAAGAUUCAUCAGAUUCAGACUUCAAACCAGAUGACAUUUCAAAUUCUGACUCUGAGUCCAGCAGUGGUAGUACUUUUGGCAGGUCUUCCCUCUCCUCUAUAUGCACACAAAGCAAGAGGAACCAGUCCGCCCCGGGCAGACCUUCUGCCAUUACUGACGCUAGGUUAAACCAAUGUGUCCACUGUAAGGGAGGCCCAUUCAUGGAUAUGGAAUGUCUUUUGGAGAGAUGUACAAAAAUGGUGCAUUUUCAAUGCACUUUUUGCAUAGCCUAUUUCCCUACCCAGGAAGCCUUGAUGCAGCAUUCUCUUCAGUCACACCAAAAACGUAUUCCACUCAGUGAGGACUGUGGCAAAGUUUUGCCUACAAAUGGCACCAUGAGUGAACACUGCUGCCUCCAAAACCAAUUUAGACAAACCCUGGUCCCAACAGUCCCAGCCCAAGGCAUGCCCCCAGUCUUGUCCCCUGCCCCAGCAAAGACCCCUCCCCAUCCUCUUUUCCUGACCCUAGUCCAGAAGCCAGCCCUCACCCCUGCCCCAGCCCUGCCCCUAGUCCAGAAGCCAGCCUUGACCCCUGCCCCAGCCCUGCCCCUAGUCCAUAAGACAGCCCUCACCCCUGCCCCAGCCCUGCCCCUAGUCCAGAAGCCAGCCCUGACCCCUGCUCCAGCCUUGACCCUAGUCCAGAAGCCAGCCCUGCUCCCUGCCCCAGCCCGGCCCCCAGCCCUGCCCCUAGACCCAGCCCUGACCCUAGUCCAGAAGCCAGCCCUGCCCCCAGCCCUGCCCCUAGUCCCAGCCCUGACCCCAGUCCCAACCCAGAAGGUCAAUAACGUAGGCACUCCUUUACAGUCCAAUAAAUGUCCCUACUGUGGUAAUGGCCCGUUUUUCAGUAUGGAACAUCACAUGCAGAACUGUGAAAAACGGAUAUCCUUCCAAUGUUUCUUGUGCAAAGCUCUCUUUUCUACAAACGCUUCCAUUGUGGAGCACUUGGUCAAAACUCACAAUGCCAAGGUGGUUUCUGCAGGUGGCUCCUCUGACACCCUGCAGAACCCUGGCAACCAGGCCUCCACGUUGGUCUGUAAGAGCGCUGCGGCUGUUCAGACCUCCAUUUCUUCUUCCCAGCCCUCCACCUCUUCUUCCCAGCCCUCCACCAAGCCAGAACCUGUUUCAGCGAUGGUCUCUGUGGUCCACAGCCACCCCAGUGGAGGGCAGAUGACCAUGGGCAAGAAGGUUCUCCAAGGUAGUCAAGCAAAGGUGCACCCAACCACCACUCACGUGGCCACACCAACCAAACUCUCCUCCACCCAGGUGACACCUCCCACCCAAACCGACACGACAAGCACGCCUGUGCUGCACACUGUGGGUAACCUAAUCCAAGGCAUCCUCCAGGUACGUCCUUUUGUCCGAACCAACAACCAGGCCCCAGUCCUCGCCCCAGCCUCUGCUACACCGCUCCCUCCCUCCUCAGACCCAGCGGCCAAGACAAAGAAACAAUACAGCUUCUCAGCACCAGCCAUAGCUCCAGCCACGGCCAAGCCGUCCACUCCCAGCCCCGCCCCUCUGAAGAUCUUGACCGUGUUCAAGAAUGAGAGCAGGGAGCUGGCUCUGUUGAAGCGUCUGAAGAUGAGCUGGCGCUCUAAGAGCGUCCACCGUUGCCGGCAGUGCGGCGUUGUCUCGCGGCAGCCCUCGCUGAUCGUGCGUCACCGCUACCUUCACCGGGGCCUGCGGCCUCACCGAUGCCACUGCGGCCGAGCCUUCCACUGCCAGCUCUACCUCCUCCGUCACUGCAUCCAGCACGCCGAGGCCACCAGCUACAUCUGUGUCACGUGCGGAGAGACGUUCGUUGGAGCACAGGUUUUCGCUCGCCACAGAGCGGGUACCUUGAGGAAAGCCAGGGUUAUGGGCGGGCGCAGACGCUGGAGGCCAAAGAAGAAGUGUCACGUGCCUUUCUCUUGUCACUGUGGAAGGACGUUUAAAAGGCCGUCCUCUUAUCUCUGGCACCAACUCCGAAAUCGACCCAUGGCAAAACUCGCCUAA